Olea europaea var. sylvestris is the source of this 625-nucleotide messenger RNA. Its product is annotated as calcium-dependent protein kinase 1-like. Gene Ontology annotation, molecular function: enzyme regulator activity; calcium ion binding. The record is from RefSeq and is a predicted model, not a curated record. NCBI's taxonomy places the organism in Eukaryota, Viridiplantae, Streptophyta, Magnoliopsida, Lamiales, Oleaceae. The transcript has 3 exons. The coding region runs from base 25 to 384 and encodes 119 amino acids.
AAGGAAUCCGAGAUUUAUGAUCUAAUGCAAGCAGCGGAUGUCGAUAACAGUGGAACAAUUGAUUAUGGGGAGUUCAUUGCUGCAACAUUGCAUCUAAAUAAAAUUGAGAGAGAGGAUCAUUUAUUUGCUGCAUUUUCAUACUUCGAUAAAGAUGGAAGUGGCUAUAUCACCCCAGACGAGCUUCAACAAGCCUUUGAGGAGUUUGGCAUAGAGGAAUCUCGCAUGGAAGAGAUGAUCCGAGACGUCGACCAAGACAAUGAUGGACGCAUUGAUUACAACGAGUUUGUUGCCAUGAUGCAAAAAGGGAAUCCAAUCAUAGGCGUUGGUAAAAAGGGCCUAGAGACGAGUUUCAGCAUAAAUUUUAGAGAUGCGUUAAAGCUCUAACUUGGGUUUUGGAGAGGCAAAUUGAUUCUUUUUUUUUUUUAAUUCAAUUUUAUUUAUUUUUCUUAUAUUAAUACUUUGUGAUGUUGGAAUAGUAUAGUGAGAAGCCCUGAUGGCCAGUUCUUGUCAUUCAGUGGCCUUGCUCUUUCAUGGAACUUGUUUUCUUUCCAUGUUUAGUUUCAAUUUGUUUUUCUGUGACAGUUUCUGUCUUAAAUUAUAUGUUUCUUACCUUUUUUAAUUUUAA